AUGGACUCCCAGGCAGACUGGAAUUCUAAUGAAGAAUUCUUCAAAUUCACGCGUGGCCGCUUUGUUAUUGACGAAGCGGAGAAUCUUCGAAAGCGAGAGAUCAGGUUCGACUUGAACAAGCUCGCAUGUGUCGCUGCAGACUCGGUCGGCGCCACUAAGUGCAUUUCCAUCAAGAAGUACCCCGACGGCAUGUUCAACAAAACAUUCCUCAUGUCUAUGGAAAAUGGCCGAGAAGUCGUAGCUAAGGUGCCCAACCCGAAUGCUGGCAUUCCACACUUUACUACAGCUAGUGAAGUUGCCACGAUGGACUUUGCCAGAAAAAUUCUGGACACACCAGCACCUCGUGUCUACUCUUGGAACUCGCAAGCAAAGUCACACCCUGUUGGGGCUGAAUUUAUCAUUAUGGAUAAAAUUGAAGGUGUUCCGCUGUCUCAAGUCUGGAACAUGAUGAAAUUACCCCAGAAGCUCCAAGUGCUUCUUGCCAUGACACGUCUCCAGAAGCAAUGGCUGGGCGUUUCAUUCUCGCAUUACGGCAGCUUGUACUACGCGGGAGACGUGCAUCCACCACCAGAUAACCACUACAUCAAGGAUGGCAAAGCUGUCAAAGAUUCCGAGUUUGCUAUUGGCCCUGCUACAGGCCGGGAUUGUUUGUAG
Messenger RNA from Histoplasma mississippiense, 654 nucleotides. RefSeq lists its product with no specific name. The transcript has 4 exons. Lineage: Eukaryota; Fungi; Ascomycota; Eurotiomycetes; Onygenales; Ajellomycetaceae. Bases 1 to 654 code for a protein of 217 amino acids. The record is from RefSeq and is a predicted model, not a curated record. Gene Ontology annotation, cellular component: mitochondrion.